UACCACUGUUCACGGCCCUAAAAUGGCUUUCCAGAUGAAUCAGAGAUUCACAAGCUCACAAGAUUUACUUAGAACUAUGUACCUUUCAGAUAUGGACUGGUUUCAGAAAAAAGAGAGGAUGGGGCUGACAUUAAAACCUCCAUAUGAUUACCCUUCGAAAACUAAUCUGAAUGCAGCCAAACGUGAAUGCUUGCAGCAAGGAAGGGCAUGCACUGGAAUACUGGAGACUUGGAGACCCAAAGUGUUUUAUCUUCUUGAUGCCUCAGCCAUUUUUACCUUCAAUCGUUAUUCGACCAUCUAUACCCCGGCAGUAUGCGUUUCAGAAUUUCCUGGACCAAUAUGUGGCCAUGAGGAUCAAUUGUGUAAUUGCAUUGGGAUUGUAAAAACAUCAUUUACUGAAGUGUGUGGUAUUGCUGUGCAAAAUUGCCAGGACCUAUGUGCCAGAAAGAAGGAUGGCACAGAUUGUUCCAAGUGUAUUCCAGUUUGUCCAGAUAAUGCAGAAGAGGUAUUUAGUAUGGAAGAGGCUUCAGUAAUAAUGAUGGCAAAGGAGAGGAUUUUUGAAGGCGCUUCUAUUCUAACUGUCAAUGACCAGAAUUUCCUUGAUGGAUUUAAAGUAUUUUACAAAACAAAAUGAUUUAAUCUUGUCUGCUUCAAUCACAGAAUAUGCAGAAAAUAUUAUAAUUGACAAUUGCGGAAGAAAAUUGGAUUUCAAGAUGAACGCGGCACAAACAUCUAUUGGACUUCAAAGAAUUAUGCCAAAACUUACCAUUUCUGGUAUUUCUUCAGAAAGCUGUUUUAAUUCUAAGGUCAUCCGUUGAUGGGUUUAUCUGUUUACUGAAAAUAACAUGCUAUUAUUUAUUAUUUAAUACACGAAAACUCUGAUAGGGUGCUUUCCAACUAUUUGUGAAUCCCAGUGGUUGGGCAUCAGGCUCAGCCGGUGAUGUCUGCCAUACUUUCAGUUAACAAGGGCCGUAGUUUCCAUGUUCUCUGAACUCUCAUGUUCCCGUGGAUGCCCUCAGUUCCCUUGACCCCUUUGCACUCAAUGGGGAUUGGGUGACCACUCUCACUUUCCAUCCAUGGGGGGCCCAGUUCCCAGGCUCCCUUUUCACUCACCUGUGUCCCGAUUUCCAUUAUCCCCUGAAACUUAACUUGGUUCAUUGGAAGAUGUAAAAUACGGAAUAUCAUCUUAAAAGGUGCAUUAAAAGUGUAUUGGAGUAUUAAUUGAAAAAGCAUUCAGUGGUCUGGAAAAUCUGCCAAUUCAGCACGACUAAAGUCCUGAGUCUGCCAGGUCAUUAACGUUGUACUGUAUAUUUUCAUCCUUAAGCUUUCCUGAACAUUUGUUCACAAU
Molecule: messenger RNA, 1348 nt
Organism: Amblyraja radiata (thorny skate)
Lineage: Eukaryota; Metazoa; Chordata; Chondrichthyes; Rajiformes; Rajidae
Exons: 5
Coding region: 23-634 (203 amino acids)
Source: RefSeq, a predicted model, not a curated record